This is a messenger RNA of Passer montanus (Eurasian tree sparrow), 3919 nucleotides long. It is a transcript of the gene MAL, whose product is annotated as mal, T cell differentiation protein. The record is from RefSeq and is a predicted model, not a curated record. Gene Ontology annotation, biological process: myelination. The transcript is spliced from 3 exons. Gene Ontology annotation, molecular function: structural constituent of myelin sheath. Lineage: Eukaryota; Metazoa; Chordata; Aves; Passeriformes; Passeridae. Gene Ontology annotation, cellular component: membrane. The coding region runs from base 2680 to 3159 and encodes 159 amino acids.
GGUGGGCAAAGGGUGAGCAAACACCUCAUAACUUCGUUCCACAUCGUAACUUCAUUGAGCAGGAGGAGAUCGCAAUCUUUAAUGGAUUUGGCGCACGUGGUUGAAAGCUGAGCAUGGGUUGUGGGAUACAAAGUCUCAGCCUGAACUUUUCCCCCCGUCCUCUGCCCCACUCCUGGAACGUGCUCCUCUCACAAGAGCUUGGGAGGUUUUUUUCCAGAUUUCCAGCGCUUUGGUCCAGCUUUGAAAGCUCUGGCUGAGUAUUGUGAGGAUGGCGUUCAGAUUAUUCCCUGCUAAAAACUUCAGCUUUGCCAUCUGGCACCAGAUCCUUUCCUGUCACCCAGCUUGGUCCGCGCUCCUGGGAUUGACGGCGUUUCCUUGGUUCUCCCGGUGACAGCAAUGUAGCAAAGAGGAUGUGGGAAAGGCUUUGCUUCAGCCGCUCCUCCGUGCUCUGCAGGCCUGGUCCCUGCCCCAGAGCAAUGCCAGGUUUCCUGCAGCCACGGGAAGGAGGAUGUUAGGUGCCUGUGGGGGUUUUGGCUGGGCUGACACUUGCCAGCCACCCCUGCCACUGAGCUGUGUCAGUCCCGCUGGCCUCAGAGGGCUCAUUCCCCUUGAGCUGUUUGUUUGUGAUCCCUGUCUCCAGGGCAUUUGGCAGGGCAGCUUGCUGAAGUGAGCACCCUGUCCUUUGGUUUGGGUAAGAUCUGGAAAUGUGCAUCCUGAAGGCCCAGGAACCGCCCAGGAAGGAGGAAUGCUGUAUGACUGGAUUUCUCCAUCUCCAGGCAGAUUCUGGGCUGUGCUGCUGUGUGACCUCUGCUGUGUACAAAGGAGGUGGCUGCUUGAAUCAGAGGGAUAGAGAGUUUCUCAUUCCUUAGUGGAAUCUCAGAUUGCCUACCAUGGGCCAAGAUAGCAACAUAACAAAAUAAAACAAAAUUGGCAUUUUAAAUGCUGAGGGGGUUGUGAAAUUUUCAUAAGAUCCUGCCUGCAGCUCAGAUGAUGGCCACAUUUGCAUGGGCUGAUCAAAAACUACCAUUUUUAAUCUGUGGGGCUCAGUUUAAUUAUUGUAAUCCAUUUAAUUUGAAGAAUUUUCUGCACAUAUGAAUACCCAGACCUAUGGAAAACCUGAAACAAGCUGAAAGCAGAUAAGUUUUCUUUGUAAAAGCUGUUUAAAGGAUGAAAUUUUUUUCUUAGACUGCUGUCCACAUCCUGCUGUGAGUUAUUGAAAGCCUCUCAAUCCUUCCUUCCUUUUUAUGAAUCUUCACCAUAAAACCAAAGUCAAUAAUCAAACCACGUCAAACAGAAUUUUCUGAGUGGGUCAGCAAAGCCUGCAGGAAGGAGAGAUGGUGAAUGAUAGGAAGUGAGCUGUGGUGCUUUUUUCCCCAGCUUUGUAUCUCACCAUAAUUUGUGCUGGAUUUUAAUGGAGCAGCCAUAACGCUUUCCCCCAGGAUUUUUAGCUGCAACACACUCAUUGUGUCAGCACAUGAGUGAUUGAAAGGACUGGAUUAGUGCUCAAGGCUCAGCCUUUGGUUGUUACAAGAGGGCCCAGAAGAGCAGCACUCUGGAAGACCCAUUUUCACUCAGGUCUUUGCCACAUCUCAACCACAUAAUUGAUGUAACAUGUCAAUUUGCAUAAUGGCACCAACAAACUUUCCUACAACUGUGGGGUGACAAAAAUGAUGUAACAUUUUCUGAGUUACCAUAAAUCAGAGACUUUCUUUCCACUUGCAAAAUGAUUGGAAGGAAAUGGAAAUGGAAAUGAGUACGAGCUGGCACUUGGAUGCUGACUGGGAUACACUGGCCAUACAAGGAUCAGAAUGACCUCAGAGUCAGCAAGGCUCUCCUGCCUCUGGACGUUUGCCUGAAUCCCAGAGUGGCUGGUGGUGAGGGAUAGGCCCCCAGAACAGCACAGGUCCACAGAGUGUGGGCUCAGCUGUGGAGCUCCUUAUCACAGGAUGCUGCACAGACUGAACUUUGCACAGGUCCAAGGAACAGCUGGGCUGAUCUGUGGCACAGAACAGCUCCUGAGGGCGUUGCAGUGCAAAGGCAUCACUUGCACUCCAGGCACUCCACAACACUGAGCAUAAUGCUCCCAUCCUCUUGUGCAGGAGUCUGCUGGUGAAGGGAUGGAGCCUAGCCAUGGCUGUCCCUCUGUACCACCAGGAAACCCAUGGCAAGCUCCCAAGGCUGGCUGAGAAGGCCCCACCUGCUCCCACACCAGCACCUGGGACCAGGCACAGCUCUGGUGUAGGCAAUGAAGGAUGACCCAAAGAGCAGCACUACAAGCUUCCUUUCCCAAGCAGGAGCUGGCAGCCUCAGACUCUUUUCCUCUCCCCAGGUUUGAGGGAGUCAAACCUCUCCUCAGCCUGUUCUCUCCUUUCAGAGUGACAUUUGCAUGUGACCUUUGGGAGGGCAGGUGUCUGUGCUGCUUGUGCAGGUGAGCUGGGUUUGACACUGCUCCUGGCAGAGAUCUGACACGCUGGGUGUGAAGCAAACACAAAUCUCCUAAAUCAGCCUCCCUAUUCACUAAAGCCAGCCCUCAGAAGGGUCUGAGCCAGCCUCUUAAGCACACUGGUGUAGGGAGGGUGUGAGUGGCAGUGGCACCAGUGAGGAAUUUUUUUGGGUCAGGAUCAGUGGCAGAGACUCCCAGCUGAAUGCCCAUUUUCAAGUGGAGGCUGGGAAGAACUCAUGGGCUGCUGCCAUUGCAGUGCCAGAGGUGUGAGUGGCUUUUGGCUCUGCUCUGGACAAGUCACCUUACCCCACACUCACCCUGUCCCCCACUUUGACUUGCAGAUCUUUGGGGGCCUUGUGUGGAUCCUGGUGGCAUCCUCGAGGGUCCCAGACGCCAUGCUGCAGGGCUGGGUGAUGUUUGUCUCCGUGUUCUGCUUCGUCAUGUCCAUCUCCCUCCUGUGCCUCUACCUCUGCGGGGCUCACGGCGGCGGCGGCAGCUGCUGGGUCACCUUGGAUGUCAUCUGCCACUGCACGGCAGCGCUGUUCUACCUCAGCGCCGCGGUGCUGGAAGCCUACAUGACCUAUUCCCUCAGCUUCUUCCUGCCCCUGGCACAGCAGUACAGGGAGAACAUUGCUGCCGUGGUAUUUGCAUUCGUGGCCACCCUGCUUUACGUGAUCCACAAGGUGUUCUCGCUCCUGCGGUGGAAAUCGUCCUGAGAGCCUGAACAGCCCCAGGAACAAUGGCUGCCAUCUCCGGGCUGGGUUUGGGGUUUGGGUUUUAAUGUAUAGCCUAGAAACAAGCAGCUUUUUAUGUGGGAUCUUGGUGAUGAAGACAAGGAGCCUGCCAGAGAAAGGAAUAUCCUGGCACAAUCUGUUUCCCUUCAGUAGCUUACAGGCUGGGUACAGUUUGAUGCUGGGGCCAAAAAAAAAAAAAAAAAAAAGCCAUCCAGCUUUAAAAAACCAUAAUGUAGUUGGGUUCAAAGGGCUAAAAUAUCCCUGGACUUUACCUUUAUGUGUCCAGGGUUGUUACUGGUAUCACGGGAAAAGUGAACAAGCACCAAGAGGCACAAGUGUGAAACUGUGUCAUUUUAAUUGCUGUGUGACCGUUUAAGUGUGUUUCCCCCCCUAAAACCACUGUACAAAUUAACAUUUUCAUGCAGUUUCUGAAAAUGCCUUCUCUGACUUGCAAUGAGCAAUGGGAAUAUUUACCUCAGCUCGGGAGCAAUGUGGGUCACUGCAGCUCCUGAAGGGUGCUGCUGAAUUCUGAGGCAUGACCGUAAGGCCAGGAAUUAUCACUGCCCUUGAUCCCACCCCUACAAAGCACAGCCUGGAAGGGGCCCAGUGGGCUGUAGGAGAAUUCCCUGGGUGAUCAGAAUCAAAUCCUCAGUAAGCAGAAGCAAUCAACUCCUGCAUUUGGUGAAUGGCUACUCUCUCACACACUGCCACGGUGUCACUAAUAAAGAUGGGUUUGCUGUGA